AUGGAGCGUCUCUGCUCCCCACUGGCCUUAGCACUGCUGGCGAUAACCCUGCUGCAGGGUGCUCAGGGGAGUUGGAAUCAGUCAGGAUGCUGGGAGCCGGGACUUGGCCGUAUCAUGGGGGGGCAGGAUGCCAAGAAGGGUAACUGGCCCUGGCAGGUCAGUGUGCAAGAAGAUGGAGCCCACAUCUGUGGAGGAUCCCUCAUCUCAGCCCAGUGGGUGGUGUCAGCUGCUCACUGCUUCAAUCGCUCUCUCCCUGACUCUGCCUAUCGCAUGAACCUGGGGGAGUACCAGCUCUCCAACCCCUCCCCCACCCAGAUCUCGUCCCCCGUGAAUCGCAUCAUCAUCCACCCCAACUACAACGAGAGCACGGACAUCGCCGACAUCGCCCUGGUGCAGCUGACAGAACCUGUCACCUUCACGGACGAAAUCCGCCCCAUCUCCCUGCCGGGCCCCCCCACCCAGUUCCCAGCAGGGGACGUGUGCUGGGUCACUGGGUGGGGCCGCACUGGGUCAGCGUAUACGCUUCCGCUGCCCCAGACACUCCAGGAGGUGCAGGUUCCUCUCGUCGAUGUGUCGACCUGCAGAGAACACUAUGGGGAAUGCAGCCUUGGGAUCGAAGAGGACAUGCUGUGCGCUGGGUCCCUAGGAGUCAGUCGCGAUAGCUGCAAGGGAGACUCUGGGGGGCCUCUGGUCUGUCCAAGGAAUGGCAACUUCCUCUUGGCUGGGAUCGUCAGCUGGGGGGCUAACUGCACGGACUCCUCAACCCCCAGUCCCGGGGUGUACACCCAGGUCUCGUUCUAUGCCAACUGGAUCCAGGAGGCGCUGCAGGAGGUUCAGGUCCAGCUGAUCGACACUGCAGCCUGCAACACCCUCUACAACAUCAACCCAGCCCCGAACAUCGGCAGGGACCCCGUCAAACCUGAUAUGAUCUGUGCCGGCUACGCUGAAGGGCAGAGGGACUCCUGCCAGGGUGACUCUGGGGGGCCGCUGGCCUGUGACUACAAUGGGACCUGGUUCCUGAUGGGGAGUGUGAGUUGGGGGGACGGCUGUGGCCAGCCCAAUCGUCCCAGUAUCUAUGUCCGGACAGUGGCCUAUGGUGAAUGGAUAUGGGGGCACGUGGUCUCCGGGGGCCAAGCCACCACCAUGGAGAACAGCACCUCUGGAAUAAAUGAUGCCAGACCCUCCUUCAGCACCUACACGCUUCUCUUCACUACUCUCUUGAUGUCACUGUGA
Molecule: messenger RNA, 1233 nt
Organism: Emys orbicularis (European pond turtle)
Lineage: Eukaryota; Metazoa; Chordata; Testudines; Emydidae
Product: serine protease 27-like
Exons: 9
Coding region: 1-1233 (410 amino acids)
Biological process (GO): proteolysis
Molecular function (GO): serine-type endopeptidase activity
Source: RefSeq, a predicted model, not a curated record